UCCAUCGUCGACGAUUGAAUCAAGUGGAGAAAUCAUGAAUCAUCAGUGAGGGCUUUAAAUCGCCGAGUGUUUUAUCCAAGGCCGUUUUGACGUUUUUAGCUUCAUUUAUCACCCUCCCUGCUAUUGCAAGUUUAAUAUUCAUCAUUUACUCGGUUGUUGGGGCGCUGGUGAUUAAACAAGGGUUUGUUUGCCUUGAUCACACACAUUUAGCUGAGUUAAACUUCAAGGCAACACUUUAGACGAAGAUGGCUGACAACGGAGCACACCCGACAGAAGAGGACCCGGCCGCCGCCUUCUUAGCCCAGCAGGAGAGUGAGAUAGCGGGUAUAGAGAACGACGACGGAGGCUUUGGGGUGUUGGACGAGGCGGAAAGCCAAGAGCCCCCGGUGCUACCGACGAGCAACUACGAUCCUUUUGGAGAGGAGACCGCCACAGUGAACGGGGAUCUGUUUCAGGAGUCCAACGGUCCCACGGACAACUACGCAGCCAUCGCACAGGUGGAUGUUCAGAGGCAAGAGCCAGAAAGUCUACGCAAGUGGAGGGAAGAACAGAAAGAACGCCUUGAGGCUUUAGACUCGGCAUCCAAGGCGGCAGAGGCGGAGUGGCGAGAGAAGGCCAAGAAGGAGCUUGAAGAUUGGCACGUGCACCAGAGUGAGCAGAUGGAGAAGAACAAGGCCAACAACAGGAUUGCUGACAAGGCUUUCUCCAAACAGCCCAACUCUGAUCUAAUAGGCUUUAUAGCGUCAGAGGAGGCCUUCCUGGCCGAGAGCGACGGCGAUGGCCCCGCGUCGCCAUGGGAGCGAGUGGCCCACCUGUGUGACUUCAACCCCAAGACCAACAAGCAGGCCAAGGACGUGUCCCGGAUGCGCUCGGUGCUCAUCUCGCUCAAACAGACCCCUCUUGUCCGCUAGGGGGCGGACUCGCUCGCGCUUACUUUGCCUUUUCACUUGUCACUGCACCUCAUAUCACAAAAUGUUUGCGAUCCCCCUUUUCCACAAAACUCCCAACUAGUAUACGACCUUCCCACCUUUCUUGAUGCCUAUACUUUUGAACUCUCACCCUUGAGGGAUCAUGAACUGUUCUGUUAUUAUUAUUAGAUUUGUCUUAUUACUGCAGAAUAUAUUGUUACUGUAAGUUAACAUUUCUUACCCUUUUAAAUUAUGAUUACUUUGAUCAAUUUUAAUGCAUGCCUCUGCCAAGAUUUGGAGUGGACUUUUAUUUUUUUUUAUAUGCUUCAGGUUGUUCUUCACUAGUCAGGUACUUGCAGAUUGUAACCACACUUGCCUCUCAGUAAUGUAGAACCACCAACUUUAGAAUGUUUGUUGUAAGCCAAUACGGUUGAAAUGUCAUCUUCAAUGAAAAGAUGAAGAUGACUUGGACUUCAUUUGGACAGUUAAAAGCAGCAGCAAAAGUAAUCCCCAACCGAGCAAUUUUGUUAUUGCAUCAAAAUUGACAAUUAGAAGGCUUGAGUUAGUUUCUCAUUUCAUCCACAUUUUAUAAGCUACAAUCGACUCAGUGUCAACUUUCACAUGUUGCCUAUUUGGAUAUUAUGAAAACUGAGGAAAGUGAAUGUGAAGAGAAUUGGUCAAUAAAAAAAUAGAAAUAAU
Molecule: messenger RNA, 1607 nt
Organism: Hippocampus comes (tiger tail seahorse)
Lineage: Eukaryota; Metazoa; Chordata; Actinopteri; Syngnathiformes; Syngnathidae
Gene: cltb
Product: clathrin, light chain B
Exons: 6
Coding region: 246-911 (221 amino acids)
Biological process (GO): intracellular protein transport; clathrin-dependent endocytosis
Cellular component (GO): postsynaptic endocytic zone cytoplasmic component; synaptic vesicle membrane; clathrin coat of trans-Golgi network vesicle
Molecular function (GO): clathrin heavy chain binding; structural molecule activity
Source: RefSeq, a predicted model, not a curated record